AAUCUGAUAUCAACAUUGCCUCUGUACCUACUGCCAGAACUACCCACUACUUGACCUCUACACUGUACCAUGGCUGAGAUGACCUCUACUGAUGUUGUGUACUACGCCCAGAAGCUCCAGAGUCUGUUACUGGCCCACGACAACGCUGCCAAACAGGUCAACUUCUUAGAUGACCAGUUGACUCGCCUUGACCGACAACUUUUCCUAUCCACACUUGACGAUGCCCACAGCCCUGUCCUCCACCUACUGACCCGCAAGUCCAUCAUCCAGGGUGUCCGCAGGAUGUUUGACCAGUACCGAUCCACCAAGAAUCGUCAGGUCCAGGAGUUAUCUGCCCUUGUCCUCACUUCCCUGGGAGGAGACCCAGACUUGGAGAUGCCAGCCACAUCGGGAAGGACCGUGGAGACUGACGAGCUAGCCAGGAUGUCUACCACCAACUACAGCAUUCUCUGGAGGGGUGUGUGAUAGACUGAUAAUGUGAUUGGUUAAUAUCGAUAAUUCCUGUGUCCAUAGACGUUAGUGCUAUUAAGUGUUUAAUAAUUGGUUUCUAUACACUGUCAUAUUGUAAGUUAGCGUAUUGUUACAUUGCAUUGUUGUGUUUGU
This is a messenger RNA of Pecten maximus, 603 nucleotides long. RefSeq lists its product as uncharacterized. The record is from RefSeq and is a predicted model, not a curated record. Lineage: Eukaryota; Metazoa; Mollusca; Bivalvia; Pectinida; Pectinidae. The transcript is spliced from 2 exons. Bases 70 to 465 code for a protein of 131 amino acids.